Molecule: messenger RNA, 1960 nt
Organism: Argiope bruennichi
Lineage: Eukaryota; Metazoa; Arthropoda; Arachnida; Araneae; Araneidae
Product: tubulin alpha chain, testis-specific-like
Exons: 6
Coding region: 109-1464 (451 amino acids)
Biological process (GO): microtubule cytoskeleton organization; mitotic cell cycle
Cellular component (GO): microtubule; cytoplasm
Molecular function (GO): structural constituent of cytoskeleton; GTP binding
Source: RefSeq, a predicted model, not a curated record
CAUAAAUAGAUGAAGUAUAAUACAGAGCAAUAAAGAGAAUACUCAGUGCAGUUCCAACUUUUUUUAAAGACUUGUGGAAUACAGAUUGCUGCGCUGUAAAUCUCCAUCAUGCGAGAAUGCAUCAGUAUCCAUGUUGGUCAGGCUGGCGUGCAAGUCGGCAAUGCCUGCUGGGAACUCUACUGCCUGGAACACGGCAUUCAGCCGGAUGGACAGAUGCCCAGCGACAAGACAGUGGGCGGCGGUGAUGAUUCCUACAACACCUUCUUCAGCGAAACAGGUGCCGGGAAACACGUACCCAGAGCCGUUUACAUCGAUUUAGAACCCACUGUUGUUGAUGAAGUCCGAACAGGCACGUAUCGCCAGUUGUUCCACCCGGAGCAGCUCAUCACUGGCAAAGAAGAUGCGGCCAAUAACUAUGCUCGUGGACACUACACCAUUGGCAAAGAGCUCAUCGAUUUAGUACUGGACAGGUGCAGGAAGCUGGCUGACCAGUGCACGGGACUCCAGGGAUUUCUGAUCUUUCACAGUUUCGGGGGAGGAACUGGGUCCGGUUUUGCAUCGCUGUUAAUGGAAAGACUAUCAGUAGAUUAUGGCAAGAAGUCGAAACUGGAAUUCGCCAUCUAUCCAGCUCCUCAAGUUUCAACCGCCGUUGUCGAGCCUUACAAUUCCAUUCUAACCACGCAUACAACAUUGGAGCAUUCCGAUUGCGCCUUUAUGGUGGACAAUGAAGCAAUCUAUGACAUUAGCCGUCGAAACCUGGACAUCGAGAGGCCCACUUACACCAAUCUCAAUCGUCUCAUCGGCCAGAUCGUCUCCUCUAUAACAGCGUCACUGAGAUUCGAUGGGGCUUUGAACGUAGACUUGACAGAAUUUCAAACCAACUUGGUGCCGUAUCCAAGAAUCCAUUUCCCAUUAGUCACGUAUGCACCAGUCAUAUCGGCCGAAAAGGCUUACCACGAACAACUGACCGUGGCCGAAAUCACCAAUGCUUGCUUCGAACCCGCCAAUCAAAUGGUGAAGUGCGACCCCAGACAUGGAAAAUACAUGGCAUGUUGCCUCCUGUACCGCGGAGAUGUUGUACCAAAAGAUGUGAAUGCAGCCAUUGCCGCCAUCAAGAGCAGGAGGACGAUCCAAUUUGUGGACUGGUGCCCUACUGGAUUCAAGGUUGGAAUUAAUUAUCAGCCUCCCACUGUUGUACCUGGCGGAGAUCUUGCCAAAGUUCAGCGGGCCGUGUGCAUGCUUGCCAAUACUACCGCCAUCGCCGAGGCCUGGUCGAGAUUGGAUCACAAAUUCGAUUUGAUGUACGCCAAGCGGGCCUUUGUCCAUUGGUACGUUGGUGAAGGAAUGGAAGAAGGCGAGUUUUCGGAAGCCAGAGAAGAUUUGGCGGCUUUGGAGAAGGAUUACGAGGAGGUUGGACUCGAUUCAACCGAAGGAGCUGAGGAGGGUGAAGAAGAAGAAUAUUAAAUUAAGGAACUAAAUAUUUCAUGAAAGAAGGCAUCAAAAACUGCUUUUUUCGUCGGACAUUGACUAAAUUUUGAAAACAAAGACUAAAUGACUUUACACAAAAAUUCAUUUUUCCAUUCAAAGCAUUUCACUCAAAAAAAAUUUGUUAAUAAAAAAUGCCCAGAAUAUAUAAAAAAAAAAUCUAAUCAAUUUGAAAAUUUUCAUUCAAUACACUGGUUUAACAAGUGUUAACUAAGAAUAAUAACUUAUUUAAUGGCAAAUUUCUAUUUCCUUUGGGGAAAAUCUACUUCUGUAUUUAUGUAGUAUUGGUACUGAGAAAUCAGAAACAGAUACCCGCCCAUCACAGAUAAAUACUUCUAAAGUACUUUAACCUUAUUUGCAUAUAUUAUGAAAAUAGAUGAUGCAUGAAUCGACAUUUUUUAACAGUUUGAUACUGGACUGCAGAAAAAUUUUUCUUGGUCAAAAGUACUGCUGACUAUCAGAGAUAUAAACAUAU